Suillus clintonianus is the source of this 1050-nucleotide messenger RNA. RefSeq lists its product as uncharacterized. Gene Ontology annotation, molecular function: DNA binding; DNA-binding transcription factor activity, RNA polymerase II-specific. The record is from RefSeq and is a predicted model, not a curated record. The coding region runs from base 1 to 1050 and encodes 349 amino acids. Gene Ontology annotation, biological process: regulation of transcription by RNA polymerase II. NCBI's taxonomy places the organism in Eukaryota, Fungi, Basidiomycota, Agaricomycetes, Boletales, Suillaceae. The transcript has 2 exons. Gene Ontology annotation, cellular component: nucleus.
AUGAUAUCUACUCCCCGUGCCACUCGUUCUACGCGACGACCCACGACCCCAACUCCUAAUCAAGACCCGAAAGAAAAUAUGGCAGUCACUCCGCAGUCCAACGUCACUGGCCAGCCACCGCCAGAAGUACGGGGGGAUUCUUCGAAGAAGAGGCAUCGCAUGUCAUCCGCACAGCUAAUGUGUCUAGAAUCGCUCUAUCAAAAAGACACACAUCCGUCAAAGCACAGGAAGAACCAACUUGCAGAUGAACUUGGGAUGGACUGCAAAACUAUCACGAUCUGGUUCCAAAAUAAGCGCCAAAUCGCAAAACGUAGUAAACCGAGUGUGUCAUCCUCACCACUUCAGAUUCGGCCGAGGAAUGGUGUUUCAAAAACUCCGGAUCACCAGCUUCCUGUGCAAUCUCUAUCAGUACUCCGACGUGUCUCUUCGCCAUCGGUGAACGAUACUCUACAGCCUGUGAUUCUGCCAUCUGUCUGUUUGGAGAAAUCACGUACAACGCCAUCCCCGGAAAAGCAAGAAAGAGACGUCAACAAUCCACCGUCGAAAAUGUCACUGCAGGUCAAACCUCUCCUAAGCUCCUUGGGUUCGUUUAUGUCUUCGAAAUCGCCCAAGAAAGACCAGGUACGGCCAACGAUGACAAGUAGAACCAACGCUCAGGAACUCUGGCAACACCUCCCUUCAUCACCAACAGCUCCAAGUUCAGUGUCUGACAGAGGGAGCGAGGCCUAUAGCCCUACCCGCGAUGAAAAGGACACACCGUGUAGCAAGAGAGGCCUGACACUCGAGUGGGCUUGCGACAGGCAGACGAAACGCAGACGUGCAGGAAAAGACAACGGUAGCGACACCGACAAUUCGAGCAGGCUCUGGUUGGGGUCAUCAGAUCGACACACCAAUUCAGCACUUUCGUUACUCUCAUUGGCCGCAGGAAAGGUCAGCACGCCUCUGUCCGCCGACCCCGCUCCUUCACAGGAUGUGAUGCGCGGAGCUUCCCUCCUGUUGAGCUUCAAGCAUUCCUUGAGAGGACGCGACACUGGGAAGAAGCGGGUGUAG